This is a messenger RNA of Dioszegia hungarica, 567 nucleotides long. RefSeq lists its product as uncharacterized. The record is from RefSeq and is a predicted model, not a curated record. NCBI's taxonomy places the organism in Eukaryota, Fungi, Basidiomycota, Tremellomycetes, Tremellales, Bulleribasidiaceae. The transcript is spliced from 2 exons. Bases 1 to 567 code for a protein of 188 amino acids.
AUGUACUCCUUCACUGCCAUGUCCAUCUUCGCCUUCCUGGCUACUGGCAUUGUCGCCCUCCCUGCCCACCAUGACAACGCCAUCGGUGCCGAGACCGUCACUACUAGCCUCCCUGGCCUCGUAAACACCUCUGUCGCCCACGCUGGGCCCGUCACCACCAAUGUCCCCGGUCUCGCGGCCUCCCUCUCUGCCAGCGCCCCAGGCAGCACCGCAACCUCCAACGUCACCCUCCCUGCUCAUGGCGCCAUCAUCCAGUGUACCGCUCCCUCCACUGCGAACGGGACCGCUACCUGCAUCGUCACUUCCGGGAAUGGUACCGACUUUGUCCCCAUCAUCAUCGGAAACGGCACUCUCCCUGUCACCACCGGUAUGGGCGGCACCACCACUGCCAUUGCCGGAUCAACCGCCACCGGUACCUCCAUGCCUGGUAACGCUACCUCCUUCACCGUCGGUCCGGUCGUCACCAAGACCCUUGGUCCCGGCUCGCACGCUGUCACUACUAGUGUCCCGGGCGGAGUCGAAUCGUUCGCCGUAUCGGUCGCCGCUCCGGGAAGCACCUCGGUCUGA